Molecule: messenger RNA, 4605 nt
Organism: Peromyscus eremicus (cactus mouse)
Lineage: Eukaryota; Metazoa; Chordata; Mammalia; Rodentia; Cricetidae
Gene: Rtf1
Product: RTF1 homolog, Paf1/RNA polymerase II complex component
Exons: 18
Coding region: 1-2139 (712 amino acids)
Cellular component (GO): Cdc73/Paf1 complex
Molecular function (GO): DNA binding; RNA polymerase II C-terminal domain phosphoserine binding
Source: RefSeq, a predicted model, not a curated record
AUGCGCGGUCGCCUUUGUGUGGGUCGAGCGGCGGCGGCGGCGGCGGUGGCGGCAGUGGCGGUCCCACUGGCAGGCGGGCAAGAGGGGAGUCCCGGCGGCGUCCGGCGUGGGGGCCGGGGGACCACCAUGGUAAAGAAGCGGAAAGGCCGUGUCGUAAUCGACUCGGAUACGGAAGACAGCGGCAGCGACGAGAACCUGGAUCAGGAGCUCUUGUCCCUGGCAAAGCGGAAGCGCAGUGACUCUGAGGAGAAGGAGCCUCCUGUGAGUCAGCCUGCAGCCUCGUCAGACUCAGAGACGUCGGACAGUGACGAUGAGUGGACAUUUGGGAGCAAUAAAAAUAAGAAGAAAGGAAAAGCCAGAAAAAUAGAGAAGAAAGGAACCAUGAAGAAGCAAGCCAACAAAACUGCCUCCUCAGGCAGUUCAGACAAAGACAGUUCAGCUGAGAGCUCAGCUCCUGAGGAAGGUGAAGUGUCAGAUUCUGACAGCAACAGCUCCUCUUCGAGUUCCGAUUCAGACUCCUCAUCAGAAGAUGAAGAGUUCCACGAUGGCUAUGGAGAGGAUCUUAUGGGAGACGAGGAAGACAGGGCCCGGCUAGAGCAGAUGACGGAGAAGGAGAGAGAGCAGGAGCUCUUCAACCGCAUAGAGAAGAGGGAGGUGUUGAAAAGAAGGUUUGAAAUUAAGAAAAAACUAAAAACAGCUAAAAAGAAAGAAAAGAAAGAAAAAAAGAAAAAGCAGGAAGAAGAACAAGAGAAGAAAAAGCUGACUCAGAUUCAAGAAUCUCAGGUAACUUCCCACAAUAAAGAGCGGCGUUCCAAACGGGAUGAGAAACUAGAUAAGAAAUCUCAAGCCAUGGAGGAGCUAAAAGCAGAGAGAGAAAAACGGAAGAACAGAACAGCUGAGCUCCUUGCCAAAAAACAGCCAUUGAAAACCAGUGAAGUCUACUCUGAUGAUGAGGAGGAGGAAGAUGAUGACAAGUCCAGUGAGAAAUCAGACCGCUCAUCCCGAACAUCGUCAUCUGACGAAGAAGAAGAGAAAGAAGAAAUCCCUCCAAAAUCACAGCCAGUCUCCUUACCUGAGGAAUUGAAUCGAGUUCGGUUAUCCAGGCAUAAGCUGGAACGCUGGUGUCACAUGCCCUUCUUUGCUAAAACUGUCACAGGCUGUUUUGUGCGGAUUGGCAUUGGAAACCACAAUAGCAAGCCAGUAUACCGGGUGGCUGAGAUCACAGGUGUUGUGGAAACUGCCAAAGUUUACCAGCUGGGUGGUACCAGAACAAACAAAGGGCUGCAGCUACGGCAUGGCAAUGACCAACGAGUGUUCCGCCUGGAGUUUGUGUCAAACCAAGAAUUCACAGAAAGUGAAUUCAUGAAGUGGAAGGAAGCAAUGUUUUCUGCUGGCAUGCAGUUGCCCACUCUAGAUGAAAUCAAUAAAAAGGAAUUAUCUAUAAAAGAUGCUCUCAAUUAUAAAUUCAAUGAUCAGGACAUUGAGGAGAUCGUAAAAGAGAAAGAAAGGUUCAGAAAAGCUCCACCAAACUAUGCCAUGAAGAAGACUCAGCUGCUAAAGGAGAAGGCCAUGGCUGAGGACCUGGGAGAUCAGGACAAAGCUAAACAAAUCCAAGACCAGCUAAAUGAGCUGGAGGAGCGGGCAGAAGCCCUGGACCGCCAGCGAACCAAGAACAUAUCUGCAAUCAGCUACAUCAACCAGCGGAAUCGGGAGUGGAACAUUGUGGAGUCUGAGAAGGCUCUGGUGGCUGAAAGUCACAACAUGAAAAACCAGCAGAUGGAUCCCUUUACUAGGAGGCAGUGCAAACCCACCAUCGUGUCCAAUUCCAGAGACCCAGCUGUUCAGGCUGCCAUUUUGGCCCAGCUAAAUGCAAAAUACGGUUCUGGAGUAUUACCAGAUGCUCCAAAGGAAAUGAGCAAGGGUCAGGGAAAGGAUAAAGAUUUGAAUUCUAAGUCAGCCAGUGACCUCUCAGAAGACUUGUUCAAAGUCCAUGAUUUUGAUGUGAAGAUUGACUUACAGGUUCCAAGCUCAGAGUCCAAAGCUUUGGCCAUCACCUCCAAGGCCCCACCAGCCAAGGACGGAGCUCCAAGGAGAUCUCUGAACUUAGAAGACUACAAGAAACGACGGGGGCUUAUUUGAGCACUCCCAGCCUGCUGCUUCCAACCCUGCAUGCCCAUCAGAGUCCCGCUUUCCUCUUUUCCUCUGAUUUGCCCUCUUUGGGCUGGAGCAGCAGUGGAACUGGGAAGAGACUCUAAACUGCCAGUCAUUGUAAUAUAAACCAUUUGCUGUAUAGACCUCCCUUGUCUGCACCAUCUCCCGCCAGCCCCCAGGUCCCACCCAAGGUGGAUCUGUUCCAUGUCUUUAGAUUUGUGUUUGCCCUCCCCACCCACCUUUGGUUCUGAACUAGCAGUUUGGCCACUCUGCACAUUCAGUAUUCCGGGGAGCUGGGGUUCUUGCCGGACCCCUGGUGGCAACAGUGGCAGCACUUCAGUGUCCUCCAGACUGCCUUGGGCCCGACCUUGACCAUGGCCCCUAACCCUUGCAGAGAGCGGGAACUGACGUCUGCCGAACUCUUUCCUCUCAUCAUCUUUCCCUUCUUCCUGGGUCCAUGGAAGAGGGAUUUUCAAAAAGUUUAGUUUCCAAAAAGUGUACAUUUAUGGGGAGGGAGGGGGUCUAAUUGAGAGAGUGUGUGUGUGGGUGCGUGUAUGUGUAUGUGUGUGGAUUUUUUAUCAUUUUUUAAAAUGCAGUACUCUUUGUAUCAGUCUGUCAUGGGUCUAUAGCUGUUUCAGAUUUUUUUUUGAGCUGUACUUGAGCAUCUGAAACUGCAAGAAAGAAACUGAUUAAAUGUGAUUCUUCUUACUAAACAGGCCUGACUGCUGUAGCUGUGUGACUUCCUCCCCUUUUUCCCAGCACUGCCCCACCCCACCCCACAGGAAACUCCCUUCUAGCCCCCUUGCCCCACAGGCUGUGUCCUGGCAGGUGGGCAGGAAGCUCGUGGCAGGUCCCAGGGAGGGUAGCCAGAGUCUUGCUCAUUGCACAGGUACAGCCUUAUAGCUUCUUGACUGAACGUAGCGUUUCCUGUCCCCUCCCAGUGUGCCUACCUGUCUUCCUAGUUGACUCUGAUGUUUGGCAAGAAUAACAUUUUAUUUUGUUUUUUAAAGAAAUAAUUCAACAUGAAUGUGGAGAGCAAACACAAAAAGAUGUAGGUUUCAAGUGUUACCAGCAUGUGCAGUGGUGCGUGCGUGCGUGCGUGCCCGUGUGGGUCUGUGUGUGCAUAUAUACGUAUGGUGAGCAUAUAUAUAUUGUUGUGCAGCUCGGGUGAAGCCAGCAAAGAGGUGUGUAUGUCGUUAUGAAAUGUCUGAAAAGAGAUAAGCUGACUGCUUGAUAAUCAUUCUCAGGUGUAAAGCUCCAACUGUAAAUAAAAGUGGCAUUUAACAAAUCUUUUCAGAACAAAGUACAGCUGAUGAUAUCCUCCAAGCACUAGGCUAAAGGAACAGCUGAGAGCUGCUGAUUCCACACGACGAUGAGGGCUCUGUACUUCACUGACUCCUGUAUAAGAAGGGAUGAUGGGAAAUCAUGGAAUUAAGUAGUAUUUAAACAAAAAUGGACUUAAUAGUUCUGAUGGUUGAGUAAAGCCUUGGUGUUGCUUUAUCUUAGUUUACAUUUUUACUUUUUUAAAAGCAGCAACAGAUGGUUUUGGAGAAGUAUUGUGACUGUAGAAUCUGGAAGUGUGGCUCUGUGCCAGCCAUUGUAGCUGUGGCACGGAGUUGGGCAAAGGACCGGUAGUGGACUCCUUGCAAUCAUACAUACUUGAAGAGUCCAUCGACUGAAGCGCUUUCUAGACUGUUGUGUAAAUGUGGAGUCACAGACUGUUGAACACCUGCACUCUAACAGAGUCCUGGAGCUGCUGGGACCUCUCCUAUCAUGUCAGACUUGGACUUUUUUCUUCUUGUUUAAAGGACAUAAAAUCAUAGAAUCCAUAUAAUCUGUGGAGUCAUCCUGACCCACGUGUAGAUCUGUAUCUAGUAUCAUUUGGAUUUGGACAAGUGUCAAUGACAUUAUGGCUGUGUAAUAAAAUUUUUAUUAAAACCACCACACACUGUAGCCCCUUUGCCACACCCCACCUGCAGCUGCUGAAACCCUCAUGCCGAGACCAAAGCACAGGGCAGGGAGAAAAGCCCACCAAAGAAGAUCGAAAGGUAGCCUGGCACCUGACCGCCUGUCUGGCGAGUCCAGUCAACAUUCAGCACCUACCUGCAGUCUCAGCUGAGGUGGGACCUCUGAGCCAGGAUCUCAGCCAGUCAUGAGACCUUAGCCUUGUCCCACCAACAGGGCUUCCUGGUGGGUCAGUCUGUCUUAUGCUGGUAACUAGCCUCAGCAGCUUGUCCACCACCCGAGGAGCUCUGCAGUGUUGAAAGGUGGAGCACCCAAGGCAUUCUGGGAAGUGACCCUCAGUAUCCAGAUGCCUAGAUCAAGCUGUCUGUAGAUCUGGUGUCUGAUUUCUGACAGGGGCAGAGAAAGUCGGUUUUUGUUAUUUUUCUGUGAAGUCCUGACUUGUCACUCAAACUGUAAAGAUAUUUGUAAAUAAACUUGAUGGCAUUUUAA